AUGAGUGGCGAUGAGAACCAUCUCUCUGGCGAUCCUUCACGCAAGCGCACUGGCUCAGCACUUUAUAUGGCUCCACGUAAAAAAGUGAGUUCGUCGAAUCCCCUUAUUCUUCAUGGACGACAUUUUGGUCGAACGGUCUUUGCAUUGUGCAACUAUCCUGCCCUUCUAACAGCAGGUGUACUCCGACUCGAAGAAUCGCCUGAUUGUCCCAUAGAGGACUAUCCAGCGGAUGUUCGACGAGAACAUAUAGUAUUCAUGAUGCUAGUAGAGUCCUAUCCUGGUCUAUUAGAUCGUCUGACAAAUGGGGAGGAAGAAGAUCUUAUUCAUGUAGGAGAAUUGCUGGGCGACGAUACUAAAACCCUCAAAUCUACUGUCCUUGAAUGGCUUGUUCCCAGAGGCCAAGUAGUCAUACCCCCUCUCUCUCGAAAUAUAAAGUCUGACCGAGGAUUUAAUCAUGAAGUAACUGGCAUGUUGCUUUGCCCCACAGGCCUUGAUUGGUUGGAUGCAGAAACCAAGGCAAAGCUCAAGAGUGGUGAAACUGCAGUCAGUGGUGAUCAAUGGCCUGGUUUCAAACACAUCUUUACAUCCCCAAGCUCAGUAGAUAAAGAGCCAAAGGCUACGUGCUCUGGCAAUGCAUACCUACAUAGUAUGAAGUCUGUAACCAAGGGAUCCUUGGCCUAUAUUGCUACGCAAGUUCUAUUUUCGUUGAGUUUGUCGUCCGUAUUUUCAUGUACCAACACGGUGACCGACUCCGAAAACUUCUAUCAUAGCAUUUUGGAUCUGUUGGAAGAUCCUGAUGAAAGUGAGGAAGUAAAUGACCUCAUGGUAUGGUGGACACGUAAAAACAGUGCGCUCGCAAAAAUUCGAGAGAGACGUGCCGCUCUUCGAGAGCGAGCUACUGCUGGCAUAAAUUAA
Suillus fuscotomentosus is the source of this 915-nucleotide messenger RNA. RefSeq lists its product as uncharacterized. Lineage: Eukaryota; Fungi; Basidiomycota; Agaricomycetes; Boletales; Suillaceae. The coding region runs from base 1 to 915 and encodes 304 amino acids. The record is from RefSeq and is a predicted model, not a curated record. The transcript is spliced from 9 exons.